Messenger RNA from Orbicella faveolata, 1569 nucleotides. Its product is annotated as counting factor associated protein D-like. NCBI's taxonomy places the organism in Eukaryota, Metazoa, Cnidaria, Anthozoa, Scleractinia, Merulinidae. Gene Ontology annotation, biological process: proteolysis. The record is from RefSeq and is a predicted model, not a curated record. Gene Ontology annotation, molecular function: cysteine-type peptidase activity.
GGAUUAGCCUCAGUUGCAAGCUAGUUCCAGUCCAAUACCGGGAAUACAUAUAUGGCCAAUUGUUUGCGUCAGGGAUGGACAGGACAUUUCAGCGUGAGGAUCUUGGUAGGCACGGGUUUGCCUGCAAAAUAGUUCCUGAAUACUCUGAGGCGAAACAGAAAACAUUCACGGGAUGCAUGCACAGAAGAGGAACAAAAAAAUUCCCAAUAAAAGCUCAAAGCAUCAUACCAGCACCGUCAUAUUUUAAGUACGCUGGCUAUGCAGAACUAAACGGUGAAGAGUGCGCCAAAUGGGAACAUUCGUUCACAAUUUACGAUAAAGUCAACACGUACACAUUAUACACAACUAAAACCCGACCGCCAAGACCUUUGCGAUACGAAAUGAUGGGAUAUGAUACGUUACUGUCAUCUUACUAUGAUCACUACAUCCUGGAUUACCACGAAUUUGAAGCUUGGAAAUUCAGUUAUAAAGUAUUUGAUAUUCCAACAGAUCUCCAAUGUUUCGAUUUUUCGCACGAGAAACUGGAGAAAUCUCUUGGUGAAAUAAAUCCAAUGGUAGAAUUUAUGCCUCACAGUACAUCCGGGUCUCCAUAUACUUUGUCACACUCGUCAAAUUACGUCACGACCACUCCGUCCCCGGCUGAGACCGAUCCUCUGCAAUAUCUGCUGCAGUCCUUAAACAAAAUGCCAGUAGUUAAUGCUGGCAUUGUUGACCCGUCACAAUCCGCAACGAGUGCUCAGCGGUCUCUCGAGAAAGAGAAUGAGACUCGGCCGUCACCAGUCCCCAAGAGUACAGGCGGGAUCAGAAAUGGUGACCUGAACUCGAAUUACCAGGUUGCUAUGCGUCACUAUGAAGACGUGGUCAACACUUUGUUUCAGUCGUUCAAGACGAAGUAUAGAAAGAAUUAUAUCUCAAAGAGAGAACACGAGACACGGAAAGACAUCUACAGACACAAUUUAAGAUACAUCAAGUCAAGAAAUCGCCAACACCUGGGAUACAGGUUGAAGACUAAUCACAUGGCAGACAUGACGGAGGAAGAGAUGGAACAGAAGAAGGGACUGUUAACAAAUAACCAACCUGAUGCAUUAAAUGGCGGGAAGAGAUUUGAAAUACCCAAGGGAACUAACAUCAAGUCUUUACCAGAUGCUGUUGACUGGGCAAAAUCGGGUGAGAUGGGGAAGUAUUUACAUUUAAAACAUAGAGUAAAAUAAUGGUUUGUUUGUAGGUAAAGUCUACUUACGAGGCGAGGGGCCCAUCAGGCCGGUGCAUUACAAAUUAUUUAUUUACCUUUCUCCAAACACGUAAAAUAAUGCACAUUCUGCAUCUAUUGGUCACGCCAUGACGUAAGAGAUCGUCUCGUUCUGAAAAUGACCUUUCGAUUAUACAGAAAUUUUCGAAAAUUUUUAACGGGAAUUUUCGUUCCAUAUGACUUUCCUCCGAAAAUUUCCUACUGAAUGGUUCACUUUUCGGAAAUUCAACAAUUUCCGGAUUUUCCGGAAACUUUCCCAGGAAAUUUUCGUGCCAUUUGUCUCCGUCUCAAAAUUUUCGGAAUAUUUGGUUGAAUGGAAA